This is a messenger RNA of Solanum verrucosum, 675 nucleotides long. RefSeq lists its product as uncharacterized. The record is from RefSeq and is a predicted model, not a curated record. The transcript has 3 exons. Lineage: Eukaryota; Viridiplantae; Streptophyta; Magnoliopsida; Solanales; Solanaceae. Bases 1 to 675 code for a protein of 224 amino acids.
AUGUGUAAGAAGGUGAAACUGACUCACUUGAUCUUUGCUGAUGACUUGAUGAUAUUCUGUAAAGGUAAUUUGGCUUCUGUAAACAGAGUAAUUGAAGCACUAUCACACUUUAGUGCAACAACAGGUUUGGAAGCCAACAUGGAAAAGUCAAGUGUCUUUUUAGCUGGGAUUGAUGAUGAUACAAGAAAUCAGAUCAUUAAAAGGACAAGGUUUGCGGUUGGAGAAUUCUCUAUCAAAUACCUUGAUUUGCCACUUUUACCAAAGAAAUGGAGAAAAACUGAUUGUUGGUCCUUGAUUGAUAAGAUUACUCAGACGAUAAAGGGCAAAUACAACCUGACUCAAAGUGGGAAAUAUUCUAUUACAAGAAGCUAUCAGGCAUUAUUAGGACAUAGGCCACACAUGAAAAUUGUUGAUUUGAUUUGGACUGUUGUGGCUCUACCUAAGCAUAGAUUUAUGGUGUGGUUGGAAGUGCAAGGUCGACUACUCACUCAGGAGAAGAAAUUGAGAUUGCAUAUUCCAGUUGAGGAUAAUGACUGUUGCCUGUGUGAUGAGCAGACUAUGGAGACCACAAUGCAUUUAUUUGAAAAAUGCAGUUGGACAAAAAGUGUAUGGCAAGAGUUGAUGAAGUGGGUAGGUAUUACAUUGACAAAUAAUGAAAUCAAGCAGGAGGCCUAA